AUAUAUGUAGCAAGCUAUUGCUAAUAUAAUAACUUUGGUAGGUUAAAUAAAUCUAAAAUAAAUAUCCGCUUUUAAUUAAAUUCCAUCAAAACCAUAUUAAUAUUUAUUAUAGUUGUUAUAUCAUAGCAAUUAUUUAUCAUAAGAUAUUGCAGUUCCACAAUGAAUAAGUUGCCACGAGCUUUUUGUUCUCUGCGGAAAAACCAUAGAUUCAUACUGCCUUUGUCAUUUGUUCCAUUAAAUAAUACUCAAAGAGUUAUAAGGAGUUAUUGUAAAAACAAUGAAAAACAACAGAAAGAAAUGGUGGUAUCCACUAUAUCAUCUGAUCAAGAUGACCACCAAUAUGAAGAAAAUGUAAAAGAACAUAUAUUAGCAAAGGCUCUAGAGUUUGUCCCUAAGACUGGCUGGUCUAUAGAGUCACUAAGCCAAGGUGCUGAAGCUGCUGGUUACCCAGGCAUCACACAUGGCCUAUUUCCAAAUGGUGGUGGUGAUCUAGUCCAUUAUUUCAAUGUUAAAUGUAAUGAACAGUUGGUGGAGCAAAUUAAAUCUUGGCCUAAAGAAGGAUUAAAGGAGUCAAAAUUACCAGUUCAGCUUAUCGAAAAUGCAAUUAUGACAAGGCUUUUAAUGAUUCAACCUUAUAAGAGUACGUGGCCUAAAGCGAUGGCAAUACAGACACUUCCUAAUAAUGUACCAAAUAGCUUAGCCACGUUACUUUCCCUCGUGGACGACAUUUGUUAUCAUUCAGGCGAUCGUAGUGUUGACUUCAACUGGUACAUUCGACGAGUGGGACUUGCUGGUAUAUAUAAAGCGUCAGAAUUGUUUUACCUAACUGACAGUAGUCAAGACAGUACUGCUACAAGGAACUUUGUAAAAUCUCGAAUAAGAGAUGCAGAAUUGAUCCAGACAGCACUCAACAUGAACCCUGUAUCAGUAGCUCCACAAACUUUAUCCGCUGCAUUUGUAACGGCCAAAAAUAUGCUGGGGCUAAACACUCUGAAGUAAAAUCGAAGAUUCAAAUUGAUUACAACAAGACAGUACCUAUUCUUUUUUGUUAAAUAAACAGUUUUAGUUUAUAUUGUUUUAUUUAUUUAUUUUCAUUAGAAUAUUCCAAGGUUACGAACAAUAACAUUAAUCACAGUACAAAUUUGUUACCCUAAUUUUUUCAUUAUUUUCUCGCUGUAUAAAUUCUAUAAACAGUUGAUAAUAAUAGGAUAUGGAUAUGGUAUAAGGACCUAGAAAAUAUCGAAAGUCUUAAGGCACGAUAUAUUUGAGUCACUGACUAUGAUGGAACUAUGUAAUCACUUCCCAAAGAUACGUAAGAUAUAAGGCUUGGUGGUAAUGGUAACUUUUCCCAUACGUUUGUUGCAACUGUUUUCCGUAUAACAAAUCUGCAUAUCAUUUGUAGGGAGUCUAGUCUUGCAAACCUGAAACAAAAAAUAUCAGAAAAUAAAUAUUAGCAAAAUUGCAUGUGCCUGUGAUGACCGUGGAACUGAGAUAUGGUCCUUUUCUUCCGCCAUAGGAGAAAGUUCAAGCAAACUGGAUGACUAGACUAUACUCAGACCCUUAUAUAAUCCAUAACGAUAAAAUUCACAGUAGAAUCAGAGGAAUCGAUAUAGCCUAAUGCAGCGGUCAUCAAAUGGCGGACCGCGGUCCGGACCGCCACGCCGAGCUAUUUUUUACGGACCCAGAAGAAUCUAAAAAUAUAAUUGUAAAAAAUUUGUGGUAAUUCAAUUUUCUUCUGUUUUAAAACACGAAAAUUCGGAAGUUCUUUGCAAAGAAUUUUAGAUAAAAUCGAUGUAUAGUAAUAAAUACCCAGAACUAAAAAAUUGACUUCGAAAAUUUGUACAAUGUUAGGAUCAACAUAUAUUUACAAAGCAGCGUUUUGCAAGAUGAACUUCAUCAAAAAUAAAUUUCCAUCUCGUCUUGCCUGUGACUAUCUCCAGGAUUUUAUGGCAUAGCUUGCACUAACUUAAUAUCCGACUUCAGACAGAUUGUUCAGAUUAAAAAAUGCCAUUUUCUACAGACUUCAAAAAGGAGGUACUAAAUUCGACUGCAUGCUUUUAUCUUUUUUUUUGUACCUCAUAACAUUUUUUCUGGGUGAACCGAUUUCCGAUUUUUUUAUUUUUUAUUUGAAAGCUAGUGCUCAUGUGAUCCUAUAUAAAUUUGAUCAAGGUCUGACCGAUAGUUUAUGCGUCAUUCUUAAUAAUUAAUAUUAAAGCCGGUUGUACAAAAUUUUUAAUUUUAAAUUAUUUGGCUUAUUAAUGAGUUACUUUACUUUGAUUACUUUGUUAUUUUUUUAAUAAGAUGUAUACUUAAUAAAAUAAUAUUUUG
Molecule: messenger RNA, 2328 nt
Organism: Parnassius mnemosyne (clouded apollo)
Lineage: Eukaryota; Metazoa; Arthropoda; Insecta; Lepidoptera; Papilionidae
Source: the annotation of a GenBank genome assembly